AUGGGCUGCUGCUUUUCCGAACCUAUUGAUUUAGAUGGCGCAGUCAACUUGUAUCACUUCGAUCUUCAUCGAGCCAUUGGCAAGGGCGCGUUUGGAAAGGUCCGAGUUAUUGAGCACAAGCGAACCAAGAAAUUUUAUGCUCUGAAGUAUAUCAACAAGCAGCAAUGCAUAAGACAAAAGGCUGUCGCCAACGUCAUCCAAGAGCGACGACUCCUCGAGGAGAUUGAUCACCCUUUCAUCGUCAACCUACGUUAUGCAUUUCAAGACGAUGACAAUUGCUUCUUCGCGCUGGAUCUCAUGUAUGGUGGUGACCUACGAUUUCACCUCAAUAUGAAAGGAUCUUUCCCUGAAAGGACUGUACGCUUCUGGAUUGCCGAGUUGUCCUGUGGACUCGCCUACCUCCACAAGCAGCGCAUUAUUCACAGGGACAUCAAGCCUGACAACAUUCUCCUUGAUGCAUCAGGACACGCCCAUCUGACUGAUUUCAACGUUGCCAUCCACUAUUCAGAGCGACGUCUUCAUACAUCAAUCGCGGGAUCUAUGGCAUAUAUGGCACCUGAAGUUGUCCACACAGCCCGCACUGGCUAUACAUGGCACAUAGAUUGGUGGAGUUUGGGUGUCUGUGCCCAUGAGCUACUCUGGCAUAAACGCCCGUUCCACGGCAAGACCGCGGAUAGGAUGCGGGAGAGCAUCACAAGUCAUCCUAUCAAAGUUCCUCCUGCCCGCGAGGGCGUGCAGCCUGUCAGUAAAGAGGGCUGCGAUGCUAUUUUGGGGCUGCUGGAGCGGAACCCGAAUACCCGUUUAGGAUGCCGCGCCCUUGUGCCCAGUAUCGAUGACAUCUACAGCCACCCUUGGUUCGCACGCAUCAACUGGGAGAAGCUGGAAGCCAAGCAGCUUGACGCGCCCUACGUACCUGACCAACGAAAGCCAAACUUUGACGUCACACAUGAGUUUGACGAGUUCCUUUUGGCAGAGAAACCUCUGACGCAUCAGAAACGGAAGGCGAACCCAAACACGGAAAAGAUGGCGCCUGAAUUGAGGCAGCUCGAAGAACAGUUCACCAUCUACGACUUCAACUCUUCGACUCGCAUCUCUUACUAUCCCCACAACGAGCCGAUUGUCGCCGCCCAUGAAGCCGACUCUGAUCCUACCGUUGUAAUUCAGUCGCAAACCAACACGCUCGUGCAUCAGGGCACUAUUAUUGGCCGAUCGCGAGCGAACUCUCCCGUUCCAAGUAGUCGCCAUUCACGGUCUAGCUCCCAGCAGUACUCGUCCAGUUCUCGAGGGAGUAGCCACCGCCAUAUGGGCUCAUAGUAAUCAGUCGUAGCAUUAUUCCUUGUCCUAACACUCUUCGUUGUCCAGCUGUCUUGUCAUCGCAUCGUCAUCGCAUUCAUGUACACUUUUUCAACACCGCAGCCAUCGCCUAUUUAUGUUCCUGUUGUACUCUUCACUGGGCACUGGAUUUUCCGUGCUAUUCCAUUCUACUCUAAUCGGCAUUCGCAUCAGCAUCCGCAUCAUCACGUCUUUUUCAUACUCCAUCCAUUUUUUGACUUGCGGAGCUCGCAGGCUCGCCCUCUUGCAGUCACUGAUGUGGUUCACUCGAUUCCUUUUUUUGGGGGGGGGAGGUAUACCUUACUCACAACGGUUAAUAUUCUCGUUAUCACCAUCACAUCGUCUCUACUGUACGCACUUGUUACUUUUACCCAUAUACAUGACCUUCAUGAU
This is a messenger RNA of Heterobasidion irregulare TC 32-1, 1725 nucleotides long. RefSeq names its product camp-dependent kinase-like protein. NCBI's taxonomy places the organism in Eukaryota, Fungi, Basidiomycota, Agaricomycetes, Russulales, Bondarzewiaceae. The transcript has 8 exons. The record is from RefSeq and is a predicted model, not a curated record. Gene Ontology annotation, molecular function: protein serine/threonine kinase activity; ATP binding. Gene Ontology annotation, biological process: peptidyl-serine phosphorylation; intracellular signal transduction. The coding region runs from base 1 to 1314 and encodes 437 amino acids.